AUGCUUUUUCGGGAAUUUCUUCAAAGCGAAUUUAGCGAGGAAAAUUUAGAUUUUUGGUUGGAUGUUGAAAACUUUAAACAAAUGAAGGAUUCAAAAAAACAAACUUUACAAAAAGCCCAACAAAUAUAUGAUACUUAUAUUAAAGAAUUGGCACCUAAAGAAGUAAAUUUGGAUAGUGAAACAAGAAUGAAAACAAAAAAUGGAUUACAAAGUAUUCCAUUAAAAACAGAUAUUUUUAAUUUGGCACAAAACAAAAUUGAACAAUUAAUGUCUAAAGAUAGUUACUCUAGGUUUUUAAAAUCAGAGCAAUAUUUGGAUUUAUUAGAUGAUAUACCAAAUGUUGGAGAUAAACCUCGUUCAGCUUCGAAUGGUUUACUUCGUGUAUCUUCAACAAAAAGUAAUGGAAGUAUUUUAAAUUCUAAAAGAUCAACAGCCAGCCGUUCCCCCUCACUUUCACCUAAAUUAGGUUUUGGUGGUGGUGGUCGCUGUGUUCGGAGAAAUACUUGUUCGCCUACUUCUCCUGUCACAUCAUUACAAAUUCCUUGUAUUCGAGAAUAA
Meloidogyne enterolobii is the source of this 558-nucleotide messenger RNA. The record is from the annotation of a GenBank genome assembly. Lineage: Eukaryota; Metazoa; Nematoda; Chromadorea; Rhabditida; Meloidogynidae.